CCCGACCGUCAAAGCCACAUAGUAGCAACCUUCCCGAAGGAAAGCGGGUACGGAAGAUACAGGAAUAUGACGCCGCACCGUUACAAAAGCUCUACUCCCAUCCUCCGCAACGAAUCAAUACCGCAAGGCAGACUCAGUCGCAAAAGAUAUAACGAGAGC
Suillus subaureus is the source of this 159-nucleotide messenger RNA. RefSeq lists its product as uncharacterized. The annotation marks the transcript as partial. The transcript has a single exon. Lineage: Eukaryota; Fungi; Basidiomycota; Agaricomycetes; Boletales; Suillaceae. The record is from RefSeq and is a predicted model, not a curated record.